UCAAUAUUACAUGCAUGUGGGGAAAGAACGUUACUCAACAAUGCCUAGCAAAUAAGUAAGGUAUUCUUUAGAGACAUAUUUUGUUACAGGGAAACCCAAUUUGAGAUUUUCCUUGACAUAAAUCAAUCCUUACACGAAAAGGAAGAACUAAAUUGGAAGAAAAUACAACCCAUCAAUGUGUAUAUAUACGUAACAUAACCCCAUAUUUCAUUUCAUUCACCAACAAGAGCUUAGACAAAUUAAGCUACCUUUGCUAGAAACAUAAAAGCUAAAGAGAAACCAAUUAAGCAGAAAAUGUCUUUUGAUCAAAAGACACGUGAAGCUGAUCGUAUCUAUGAUGAAUUUGAACCAUCCUCUGAUUGGGAUCAUGAGGAUACAAGUGACACACUAAUUCUUAUGCUUCCAGGAUUUAAGAAGGAUCAAUUGAGGGUUCAAGUAACCUCAACCCGAGUGCUAAGGGUUAGUGGUGAAAGACAAAUGAAUGAGAAAAAAUGGCGUCGACUUCACAAAGAAUUUUCAAUACCACCUCAUUCUGAUACAAAUAACAUUGGUGCCAAAUUUGAAGCUGGAAUCUUAUAUAUUAAGCUUCCAAAACUCAUCAACCAACAAAAUAUAGUUCCAACACCAACCAAACCAAUAACACAACAAGAACCUCAAAAGCCUCAGCAACCAGCAACAAUUCCUCAGAAACCAAACACUGCUCCUCAAGUUUCUGAUCAGAAAAAACAAGUAGUACAUCAAGAACCAAACAAAGAAAUUGAAGAAGUGUCUCAAAGGAAGGGAAAAGGUAAAGCUGAGGAAUUAAAAGAAGAUAUUGAUGAUGUGAAUAACAAAGUUGCAUCAAAAGUAUACGAAAAAAGUCAUUGACUAUGGAAAUGGUUUCAAGACAGAGACAAGAAUAUGUGAAUGCAUUAUGUGGUUUGGUUGAUGAAGUUAAGAAGCAGAAGAAGCUGGUUAAUUUGUUGGUGCUUGUGUUUUUGGUCUUGCUGUUUGGUCUCUAUGUUAAGAAUGUAAUUAAUUCAUUUUUUUUCUUGAGGAGGACACAAAAACCAAGAGUUGUAAUUGAUUAAUUUCAACUCAAUUGUGUUAUCAUGUCAAUAAGUACGGUAUUGAUACAAGAAUUAUCUGCAUGUGUAAUAAUUAUACGAAUAAAGAAUGUUUAAGGUUUCUAAUUAUAUCUGCAUGUGAAAAGGGGUUGAUGAUUAUUAAUGAUUAUGGUGAUAAUGUGAUGAUG
This is a messenger RNA of Medicago truncatula (barrel medic), 1234 nucleotides long. RefSeq names its product inactive protein RESTRICTED TEV MOVEMENT 2. Bases 295 to 867 code for a protein of 190 amino acids. The record is from RefSeq and is a predicted model, not a curated record. Gene Ontology annotation, biological process: cellular response to heat. Lineage: Eukaryota; Viridiplantae; Streptophyta; Magnoliopsida; Fabales; Fabaceae. The transcript is spliced from 2 exons.